CUGUCGCUGACAGAACACUAGCAGCGUAGGGUGCCCUGACAGGGCCCAGGUUGCCGUUUGAAGCAUACUGCUCGUUAUCGGCGCCCCUCGCGACGCGGACGUUGAUUGUAUUGUUGCUGCCAUCGCCCUGGUGACGUUACUUCCCCGCUGCUCCGUGCUGCCAGCUGCGUGGGCCAACCUUUUUCAGCAUCGCAGCGGCAUAUAUAGUGCCAUCACAAUGCGUGCGGGCGCUAAGGAGGCUGGCAAAGGCACGUCCGGGGCGAAGCGCAAGGCCGGCGAGGAUGCGGCCGGCAAGGUAGUGGCCGCGGAGGCCAGCGCGAAGAACGCAGCCCCGGCCAAGGGCAGUGGAGGUGGCGGCGGCAAGAAGCGUGCAACAGCGGCGGCCAACGGGCCCUGGUUUACCGAGGAGGAACGCGUGCAGUUCCGGCGGGAGCUGCUGUCCUGGUACGAUGGCAACCACCGCGUGCUGCCGUGGCGCCGCACGCCGCACACGCAGCGCGGCGCGGCGGCGGACGGCGAGGGUGGCGAGGACGGCGUGGGGCCGGCGCCGGCGGAGCUGCCGCCGCAGCAGUUCGCGUACUGGGUGUGGGUCAGCGAGGUCAUGCUUCAGCAGACGCAGGUGGCCACUGUGAUCCCCUACUUCCGGCGCUGGGUGUCGCGCUGGCCCACCGUGUCGGACCUGGCGGCGGCGGACACGGAGGCCGUCAACAGCAUGUGGGCGGGACUGGGCUACUACCGCAGGGCUCGCUACCUGCUGGAGGGCGCCAAGUUCGUGGCGGGCCAGCUGGGCGGCACCUUCCCCACCUCGGCCCAGGAGCUGCUCAAGAUCCCCGGCGUGGGCCCCUACACAAGCGCCGCGGUGGCGUCCAUCGCCUUCGGCUCGCCCGCCGCUGCCGUCGACGGCAAUGUGAUCCGUGUGCUCAGCCGGCUGCGCGCCCUGCCCGGCGACCCCACCAAGCUGGGCGCGGCGCACACCGCCAUGGCGGGCGAGGUGCUGGACGGCGGCCGGCCCGGCUGCUACAACCAGGCGCUGAUGGAGCUGGGUGCCACGGUGUGCCGGCCCGUCAACCCCGACUGCAGCGCCUGCCCCGCCCGGCCCGUAUGCCGCGCCGCCGCCGAGUGGACGGCGUACGUGGAGGGCGGAGGCGAUGAGGGCGCUGAGGACGCGCCGCGCGUCACGCGGUUCCCGGGCCGCAAGGCUGUCAAGGAGAAGCGCGAGCAGGCAGUGGCCGUGACCGUGCUCGAGGUCAUCUGCUCCAAGCAGCCGCAGCUGCAGCAGCAGCAGCAGGGGCAGCAGGCUGAGGGCUCCGGUGCUGGGGACAAGACUCCCGGCGGCGGCGGUGGUACCACGGCGGCGGCAUCAACGCAGCCCAAGAAGCGCCAGCGCACGAUGCAGGACUUUGCUCUGGCGGCAGCGGCGCGCAAGCAGCAGGAAAAGCAGGAGGCGGCCGGGGGCGGCGCUGCUGCGGCUGCGGGCUCGGGCUCCAAGUCGGAUGUUGACGUCAGCGCUCUGCUGGCCAAGGGGGAGCGGCGGUACCUUCUUGUGAUGCGACCAGAGGGCGGGCUGCUGGCGGGGUUGUGGGAGUUCCCAGGCGCGGAAGUCCAGGAUUACACUCCAAACGCGGGCGGUGCCGACAACGAGAACGAGGGCGAGGACGACGACGCAGAAGCAGGCGCCAAGGCCGGCGCGCCGGUGCCGCCCUCCGCCGCCGAGCGCCAGCGCGCUUCCGACGCCCUGCUGCGCCGCCUGCUACUCCCUGGCGUCGCCCUACCGCCACCCACGCAGCCAACCGCCGACGCUGCUGCCGCCGCCGGCGGCUCCGCCGCCGGCGCUGCCGCGCCUGCGGCGCUGCUGCGCGUGCUGGGCCGUCACGACAUGGGCACCUACGUGCACGUGUUCUCCCACAUCCGCCAGACCAACCACGUGACGCGGCUCACGGCCGUGUUUGAUGGCGAGCUCGCAGACCUGGAGAGACUCAGCGGUGCAGCCGCCGCCGCCUCCGGCGCCAGUGCUGGUGGCGGCGGCGGCAGCAAGGACGGGGCUAAGGAGGAGGAGGAGGCUGGCAGGGCUAAAGAUGGGAAACAGGCGGAGAAGGAGCAGGAGGAGGAGGCGGGGCCGAGGCGGUUUAGCGGGCGGCGCAUGAGCGAGGGCGCGGGCAAGGAAGGCGAAGACGCCGCCACGGUUGUCAGCGACUCUAACGAUGACGAGGGGGAGGAUGUUGCGGACGGCGAGCAUGUCGAUGGUGACAAAGAGGCCAAGAAGGCGGGUGGGAAGAAGGGCGCAGCAGUAGCAGCGGCGACGACUGGCAGCAAGCGUGGUGCCAAGGGCAAGGCGGCGGCAGCGGCGGCUGCAACGGCGGCGGCGGCGGAGCCGCAGGCCAAGAUGUGGGUAACACGUGCCCAGCUGGAGGGCCCCGGGCUGGCGCUCAGCUCUGGUGUCAAGAAGAUUUUUGAGCUGGCCGUAGGCGGGGCCGUGGGCGCAGGGGGCGGCAGCAAGGGCGGAGCUGGAGCCAAGGGCGGCAAGGCCGCUGCUGGCAAGGAGAAGGGCGAGAGCGCCGGUGUGAAGAGCGCGGCAAAAGGCAAGGCUAAGGCUAAGUGAGCAGGCACAAUUAUGGAGGUUUGGCAUUACCGCAUGGUAUGUUUCGCUGCGACCACCAUUUCUAGGUGAACAGUGCGGAAACUGAAUCUUGUCUAUCGUGGCACAAUUGGUAUUUUUUAGCGCGUGAGCCCCUGGCGCCCACCACGCCCCCAGCCCCAGGGAUCUUACAUCUGAUGUACGAGCAUACUGCAAUUGGUGACCAUGGGAUGCAUAGGCUUCGGAGGCGUGUUGUGUGUGUGUGUGUGUGUGUGUGUGUGUGUGUGUGUGUGUGUGUGUGUGUGUGUGUGUAUAUGUGUUAAACACAAAACAAGCGGAACAAAGCCGCCAAACACGCGGUGUGCGUGUGUGGGGGUGGGGGGAGGGGCAGGGGGGGUGUGAGGCGGGCAUCAAAGUUCUCGAGGCUAUCAUGCGUGCAACUGUACAGCAACUAGGAUUGAGCUGAUAUGUGUUGCUGGGUCAGCAGCCAGCAAGGCCGUAAGGGCAACAGGUGAAUGCUCGUGAAUCCUCAACGAUCACGUCAACUGCGUAAAUGAUCUUGCUUCCCUUGGCGUGCACGCUCUUGCUUACCUUGGUUGUGGCUUUGUACUGGAGCGGCCGUUGUGCGAGAUGGAAGCAUUAGACGAAGGCACAAGACGUGGCAUAUGGGAGCCUAUGGGGCUGCCAAGCCGUGCGAUUGAAUGCAUUACCUAGUACAGGUUAGGUUUCAGGCAUGGGGUAGAUGGGGUUCCCAGCGCACGAACCAACCUUUACUACACCUCUCUACGCUUUAGUCAAAGGCGUGGCGUUGGCUGGGCGCUGGCCUGGCUCCGGUGACAUCAGG
Messenger RNA from Chlamydomonas reinhardtii, 3419 nucleotides. RefSeq lists its product as uncharacterized. Bases 218 to 2599 code for a protein of 793 amino acids. The record is from RefSeq and is a predicted model, not a curated record. The transcript is spliced from 11 exons. Gene Ontology annotation, biological process: mismatch repair; base-excision repair. Lineage: Eukaryota; Viridiplantae; Chlorophyta; Chlorophyceae; Chlamydomonadales; Chlamydomonadaceae. Gene Ontology annotation, molecular function: oxidized purine DNA binding; adenine/guanine mispair binding; 8-oxo-7,8-dihydroguanine DNA N-glycosylase activity. Gene Ontology annotation, cellular component: nucleus.